AUGGCUUCCUUCAGUCGCUUCGAGCCGUUCACGGAGGAGGGAGGCGAAGACUUCGAAUCUUAUGUGGAAUGCUUUGAACACUACAUCUGUGCCACCCAGGUCAGCGACCACUUGAAGGUAUCCGCUUUUGUGACGGCGCUUGGAAAACAGGCCUACCGCACAUUAAAGAAUAUGUGGGCCCCAGUGAAGCCCGGAGCCAAAACAUACGACGAACUGGUCAGGGCUCUCAAAGGGCACUAUUCACCGAACGCUUUGGUGAUAGCGGAAAGAUUCCGGUUCAAUCGUCGGUCGCAGCAAGAAAACAAACCAGUUGCUACGUUUGCAUUAGAAAUGAAAAGAUUGGCUGCAUCCUGUGAGUUCGGGCGACUCCUGGAUGACGUUUUGCGGGAUCGGUUCGUCGCCGGACUGAGAAACGAAACAACAUAAGCCGAGCUCCUCAAGACGUUCCAAACUGCUUAUGACCUUGCCAAAAGCGGGAAACUCGCUGGCUCCGAAACAAGGAAGGUUCACCCUAAGGACCUCAGCGAGGUGAAGCUGGUCCAGCAACCCCAACAAAGAAAACCCGAGGCCAGCACACGGACAAAAAGGGCAGCGAGCAAGAACACGGAGCGGCAAGCCGAAUCAACGGACUGUUUCCGUUGUGGCUCAACGCAUACCGUCGCAACCUGCCGCUUUAGCAAAUAUCGAUGCCGUGUCUGCAAAAAGGUGGGACACCUGGAGAGGGUCUGCAGAACGACGCCACGUUCGGUAGACGCCCUUGAAGAGAGCACUGGUUUAGAAGGCUCCGGUGUCUCGGACAGUAUAAGUGGUCGGCUGGCCUUCAAAAGUGUCUGA
This is a messenger RNA of Dermacentor andersoni, 834 nucleotides long. RefSeq lists its product as uncharacterized. The record is from RefSeq and is a predicted model, not a curated record. Lineage: Eukaryota; Metazoa; Arthropoda; Arachnida; Ixodida; Ixodidae.